Protopolystoma xenopodis is the source of this 306-nucleotide messenger RNA. The record is from the annotation of a GenBank genome assembly. NCBI's taxonomy places the organism in Eukaryota, Metazoa, Platyhelminthes, Monogenea, Polystomatidea, Polystomatidae.
GCCUUCUAUGUGCAGAUGCCAACCUUUGUGACCACUUCCACUGGGCUUGUUGGGCCUGGUUGUGGUGGUUGCUCGAUACUCACUCCCACCUGCGGCGUCACCGCUGCCUCUGUUUCAACAGCCGGUAUCGGCUCAGGCUCUAGCAGUAUGACAGGCGUCCAUGGCGGUAGCAGUGGUGGCCUCAGCCUUGGUAUGGGUCUUUCAGGGAGCCAUACCGGUAUGCUGAUUUGUUCAUCACCAGGUGGAGGUAAUGUUGCCAACUCCACAGUGACUGUCACUGCCCCUGGCAUAGGAUCUCCUGUCUCU